Argiope bruennichi is the source of this 1173-nucleotide messenger RNA. Its product is annotated as speckle-type POZ protein-like. Gene Ontology annotation, cellular component: cytoplasm. The record is from RefSeq and is a predicted model, not a curated record. Gene Ontology annotation, biological process: regulation of proteolysis; proteasome-mediated ubiquitin-dependent protein catabolic process. The coding region runs from base 1 to 1173 and encodes 390 amino acids. The transcript has a single exon. Gene Ontology annotation, molecular function: ubiquitin protein ligase binding. NCBI's taxonomy places the organism in Eukaryota, Metazoa, Arthropoda, Arachnida, Araneae, Araneidae.
AUGGAGAUGGAUGAAAUAAUUUCGAAUAAGAAAGAUUUGUAUUUACCCAAAGAUAUUUUGACUGUGCGUUGUAAGUUUUGGAUUGGCGAACAUAAUGCUAUAAAAGUCGAACCAAUAUGUGCCCGAACUCGCAUCGGAGUCGAACACAUUUCUUUUCUUCAUGUAAUUGAAAAUUUCAGCACACUUAGAACAAAUCUCAAGAAAACAGUACACAUUCCAUUUCAUUCAAAGAACAAAAAAGGCAUAUCAAAUAGUGUAUACUGCUCUGGUGGUGUACGUUGCGAAGAAAAGAUAAUGUUUCAAAUCACAUCCGAUCCUAACCAGAUUCUCUUCAAAUAUAAAGUUUCUUUGUUAGACUCUUCUGGAAAUAUAAUUAAAUGCACAGAUGAAGAUAAUAGAUUUGAUGGUAAUAGAAAAGAGAUUGGACACUUUCCUCUAUCUCUCUCAAAGGAUGCAAUAAUAUGCAAGAAAAGAUAUUAUCUACCAGAUGAUAGACUUUCUUUGCUUUGUGAAUAUGCAUUUACAACAGGAAUUGAAUUUCAGAAAAUUGAGGGAAUUGAAAGUGAAACAAUUGUGACGAAUAUUGAACAAUUGCGUAACUAUUCGCAUAUUAAAGAGAAGUUACUUGCGUGUCCUAGUGCAUUGGCUGAGCUGAAAGAUUUUUACAGCAACAAGUACCUCACCGAUGUGGAGCUCAAGACAGAAACAAAUUCAUUUCCGGCUCAUAAAAUUGUGUUGUGUGCUAGGUCCCCUGUAUUUAAAGCCAUGAUGGACAAUGACAUGAAAGAGAAAAACUCAAAAUCUAUUCAAGUGGAUGAUUUGGAAGAUGAUACUGUGCAAAAGCUUUUGUUCUUUCUGUAUUCCGACAGCCUCGAAAAUGUGUCGUGGGAAACUGCCAUUAAAGUGUAUUAUGCCGCGGAUAAAUACCAAAUCGAAAAAUUAAAGCUCAUGUGUUCCUCUUUUUUGAUAGAAAAUCUCACUGUAUCGACAGCCACCGAACUUUUAAUUCUAGCAGAUACCCACAAUGACUGCGAUCUCAAAAAGAUUACGGAAGAUUUCAUUCUGGAGUACGAUGAACAAAUUUUUAGUGCAGAAAAAUGGGGUGAGUUAUUGGAAACAAACCUUCAGCUGGCUGCCAGCACGAUGCAUUUGAAGUACAAGACAAAGAAGUAG